Molecule: messenger RNA, 1613 nt
Organism: Caenorhabditis auriculariae
Lineage: Eukaryota; Metazoa; Nematoda; Chromadorea; Rhabditida; Rhabditidae
Source: the annotation of a GenBank genome assembly
AUGGAAGGCAAGGAAACCGAUCAGCACAGGUAAUAUUCUGCUUUCGGACUUUCCUCAUUGUGUUAUUUUUUCAGGCAGAUGAAGCGAAUCGCGGUUUUCGCGAUCACUUUGUCCACGGCGGCAGUCAUCUGCUCCGUGCUGACGCUUCCGUUGCUGUACACCUACGUUCAGGGUCUGCAGAGCGAAAUCAUCGUCGAAACUGACUUCUGCAAGGUUGAAUCUUCUCACGUGCUAGAUAAUUUUGGAGCUUUAAUGUUUUGAUUUUUUUUUUUGAUAAUUCAAUAAGCCCGUUUCUAAAACAUUGCCUGCAUUAGAAAAAAAUUCAAAGAAAAUUUGGAAUACAGUUACCGAACCUUUUUUUCACAGUGGUUGAUGAUUUAGUUCUGAAAAAAAUUUGUUCUCUUUCUGGUUUUUCUUUUUAUAUUUUCAGUGGAGCGGAUGUUUCAAAAAAAUCCUAGUACUCCUUUAUCAAAAAAACCCAGUUUCCGACAUUUCGAAAAAAACUUUUUGAAAAUUACUAUCAAGAAAAACAAACGAACAUCUAUUAUUCAAAACCUAUUUUUGAAAAAACAAAAAAAGUGUUUUUUGAAAAUAUUCAUCAAUCGAAACCAACCUUUCAGCUCCGAUCGCGAGAUUUGCUCGUCAACAUGUACCAAAUGGCCCCUCAACAGCGUGUCAAGAGAGGUUGGCUUUUCGGUCAGUGGGUCCCUGACAGCGGAACUGGAGGUGGUGCCGGCAACGCUGAAUACGGAGCUCCAGCAACCGAACAGGCCUACGCUCCAGCUCCAGCUCCAUCCAACAAUGGUGGAUACGGACCAGUCGUCAAUGCUGAGCCGGCUCCUCAGUGCUGCACUUGCCAGCAAGGUAUUUUACUAUCUCUUUUUGGAUUCCUACUUUCAAAACCUAAGGACGAGCUGGACCUCCCGGACCACCCGGAGAUGACGGACACGAUGGUAAAGAUGGAAACCAAGGAGACGACGCGAAGAACGGCAAAGUUGAAAACACUUUUGUUUCCUAGUUGAUUUAUCAAUUAAGGACGGCGGUGUCGCUCCUUCUGAUGGUCUUCAAGGAGAGCCUUGCAUCAUCUGCCCACCUGGCCCACAAGGAGCUAUCGGAAACGCCGGACCAAAAGGUCCCCAAGGACCUCGCGGAUCUCCAGGACUUGCUGGCAUCGAUGGCCGUCGUGGAGAGCCAGGAAUGGUUGGACCUGCCGGACUUGACGGAGAGCCAGGUGUCCAGGGACCACAAGGAAAGAAAGGAGAAGAUGGACGCGUCAUCAACGUAUGAUCCAUUCAUAAUUUUGAUCUCACCCUCUGUAACUCAGAUCAACGGCCCACAAGGACCACCCGGAGCCCCUGGAGAGGCUGGACGCAAAGGAGAACAAGGACCAAAAGGACGUCGUGGAAACUCUAUUCCUGGACCUCAGGGACCAGCAGGAGACCAAGGACGCAAGGUGAGAAUUCAAAAAAAAUCAUGAAUUUUUUGAAUGAAAAUUUUUAUAGGGACGUCCCGGACACAAGGGAGAAGCCGGAGCUCCAGGUGGCCUCGGAUCCAAGGGACCUAAUGGAGACUGCUUCCACUGCCCAACUCCGCGUACCCCACCAGGCUAUUAA